CUGUGUACGCUACGCUGAGGGUGGCUCUUGAGCAAUUCUGCAACGACUUUUUUCUACAUUUAAUCAACUGCACAUACACAAUUUUGCGCUAUUUACGUAUAAUGCAAAAUGCUGCGUUUUGAGAUGUAAGUCAAAAGCGUUACGGAAAACGCAACGCAAGGGAAGAUACGUAGGAAGCUUAAAGAGAGUUUGUUAACGUGAGACGUGGGUCUGAUGCCUUACGUAACUAAUGUUGUGGAAUAAAGCGUUGAGCUGAGACGUGGAUUGGAAGGCCGGGUGAAGUGAUACAGAGAAGAGGAGAGACACGGUAACUUACUGUAUCGGAAUCGUCUGUGUUACAUUGAAGCACUGUUUACAGCUCCCCUGACUCCCAGGGUCCUUCUUUCAGUAAGAUCAUGUUAUACAGUUUUGCUCUGAGUUGCAAGUUGAAGGCAGCCGUGGGGAGCUUGCAGUCAAGAUUCUGUCCACGUUUCACCAGAGCUGCAUCGCAAACUAAAUAUUUACCUGUGAUCUGUUCAUCAUUCAAAAGCACUGCUGUACGACACUGGAGUAACAUUCCUUUUAUUACAGUCCCCCUCAGUCGGACCCAUGGUAAGUCGUUUGUUCACCGCAGUGAGUUAAAACAUGCCAAGAGGAUUGUGGUGAAGCUUGGUAGUGCUGUGGUGACCCGCGGAGAUGAGUGUGGGCUUGCACUUGGACGGCUGGCAUCCAUUGUUGAGCAGGUGUCUGUUCUACAGAACCAGGGAAGAGAGAUGAUGAUAGUCACAAGUGGUGCUGUUGCUUUUGGUAAACAGCGUUUGAGACAUGAAAUCCUGCUUUCACAAAGUGUGAGACAGGCCCUACAUUCUGGGCAAAACCAGCUUAAAGAAAUGUCGGUCCCUGUGCUAGAGGCCCGUGCCUGUGCUGCAGCAGGACAGAGUGGACUGAUGGCCCUCUAUGAAGCAAUGUUCACACAGUACAGUAUAUGUGCAGCACAGAUUCUUGUUACAAACCUGGAUUUCCACGAUGAUCAGAAGCGGAGGAACUUGAAUAGUACUCUCCAUGAGCUCCUGCGAAUGAACAUUGUCCCAAUCGUUAACACAAACGAUGCAGUUGUUCCCCCACCAGAACCUAAUAGUGAUCUCCAGGGGGUAAAUGUGAUCAGCAUUAAGGAUAAUGACAGUUUGGCUGCACGUUUAGCUGUGGAGAUGAAAGCAGACCUUCUCAUUGCGUUAUCGGAUGUUGAAGGUCUCUAUGACCUCCCACCGGGAUCAGACGACGCUAAACUUAUCGAUAUUUUUUACCCGGGUGACCAGCAGUCAAUAACUUUUGGGACAAAGUCCAGAGUUGGGAUUGGAGGAAUGGAAGCUAAGGUGAAGUCUGCAUUGUGGGCUCUGCAGGGAGGCACUUCUGUCGUUAUUGCCAAUGGAACCGAUCCUAAAGUAACUGGACAUGUCAUCACCGACAUUGUGGAGGGAAAGAAAGUGGGAACCUUCUUCUCAGAGGUCAAACCUGCCGGACCCACUGUGGAGCAGCAAGCUGAAAUGGCUCGCAGCGGAGGAAGGACUCUGUCUUCUUUGCUGCCACAGCAGAGAGCUGAGAUUAUCUGUCGCCUGGCUGAUCUUUUGACUGAACAGAAGGAGGAUAUUCUUGCAGCUAACAAGAAAGACCUGGAGGUUGCUAUCAGUGGAGGUCGGUUGUCUCAACCCUUGCUGAAACGAUUAAGUCUCUCUCCUUCAAAGUUAAACAGCUUGUCCAUUGGGCUGCGUCAGAUUGCAGUGUCCUCUCAGGAUAGCGUGGGGAGAGUGAUACGCCGCACACAUAUUGCUAAUAAUCUGGAGCUGGAACAGAUCACGGUCCCCAUCGGGGUUCUGCUGGUGAUCUUCGAGUCCCGUCCAGACUGCCUCCCUCAGGUCUCAGCAUUGGCUAUUGCCAGUGGAAAUGCCUUACUGCUCAAAGGAGGAAAAGAAGCAUCAAACACCAACCAGAUUUUGCACCGACUGACACAGGAAGCCCUUUCUAUCCAUGGAGUCAAGGAUGCUGUACAGCUAGUGAGCACCCGUGAAGAGGUGGAAGAUCUUUGCCGCUUGAAUCAGCUGAUUGAUUUAAUAAUCCCAAGGGGUUCCUCCCAUCUUGUGAGAGACAUCCAGAGAGCAGCAAAGGGAAUCCCGGUCCUGGGGCACAGUGAGGGAGUCUGCCACGUGUACAUCGACCAAGAAGCCAGCAUUGAAAAAGUGAUCAAGAUCAUAAGGGAUUCCAAGUGCGAGUACCCAGCUGCCUGCAAUGCUAUGGAAACACUGCUGGUGCACAGAGAUCUGCUGAGAAGCCCUCUUUUUGACCAGAUAAUUGACAUGCUCAGAGUGGAACAGGUGAAAAUCCACGCUGGACCCAAGUUUGCUUCGUACUUGACAUUUAGUCCCUCUGAAGUGAAGUCCUUGCGCACGGAGUACGGUGACCUGGAGUGUUGCAUUGAAGUAGUGGACAGCAUGCAGGACGCUAUCGAUCACAUUCACAAGUACGGCAGCUCGCACACAGACGUCAUUGUUACAGAGAAUGAGGAGACAGCCGAGUAUUUUCUCCAGCAUCUGGACAGCGCCUGUGUUUUCUGGAACUCAAGCUCACGUUUCUCGGACGGAUAUCGUUUUGGCUUAGGAGCGGAGGUGGGCAUCAGUACAGCUCGGAUCCAUGCACGUGGACCAGUGGGACUCGAGGGGCUUCUAACCACGAAGUGGGUUCUGCGUGGGGAUGGACACAUCGUUGCUGAUUUUUCAGAACAAGGAAGCAUGAAAUACCUUCACGAGAACAUCGCUGUGACACACAGAACAUCCUCUUAAAUAUUUCAAAGAACUGAAAAGGAAUACAGAAAAGUACAGCAGAGUUGGUGUUUACAGUGUUGAUGUGCAGUCUUACAUACUGGCCAUGAGUCUUGAUGGAAAUCGAAAAGAACAAGUUCUUACGUAGGUAUUGCUUGGAUUAUUAAGGCAUUCAGUUACAUAUGUGUUGCCCUUGUAGCGCCUACACAAAAUACAAUCAAAAAGCCAAAGUUAUAUGUAUCCUCAUUCUUUAUUUAAUGUAAUAAAAGUACAUUUAAUAAGUAUUGUUCUAUUUUUGAAUUGUGGGGGAAAAAAAAGAAAAGAUUUUGCAAGUUAGAGCAAUUCUUUGUUAGUACAUAUGCUUUUAAAAAGGGUAUUGUAACAUGCCAACUUUGUCAUUUUGUAUGUAAAACAUCCUGAGAAAGAAAUAUUGUUUUUGUAGGAGAUUGUUUCAGAAUAAAGUUUUGCUGAACUUUGGUGAA
Acipenser ruthenus (sterlet) is the source of this 3274-nucleotide messenger RNA. RefSeq names its product delta-1-pyrroline-5-carboxylate synthase. The transcript has 18 exons. Lineage: Eukaryota; Metazoa; Chordata; Actinopteri; Acipenseriformes; Acipenseridae. The coding region runs from base 396 to 2813 and encodes 805 amino acids. The record is from RefSeq and is a predicted model, not a curated record. Gene Ontology annotation, cellular component: cytoplasm; mitochondrion. Gene Ontology annotation, molecular function: glutamate 5-kinase activity; glutamate-5-semialdehyde dehydrogenase (NADP+) activity; ATP binding.